UCCGGAAGGCAAAGACGUUGGCUGCAGCGGUGGCCCCGUAGGUGGACCCGGACAGCCGAAAAACGAGGCUUGGUCAUGAACGUGCCUGGGACAGCAGCGGCGGUGGCGAACCUGGUAUUCGUCUCCUCGCUGCGUCCCCGCUGCUAACUGAACAGAUUUUAACAUUAUGGCAGGGAGGCAUCAGAAUCGGAGUAUUUCUCUCCCAGGAGUUCAGUUAAGCCCUCAAGUACAUGCUUUUGGAAAUUGUACAGACAGCGAUAUGUUGGAGGAGGAUGCUGAAGUGUAUGAACUUCGAUCCAGAGGAAAAGAGAAAGUUCGAAGAAGUACAUCAAGAGAUAGACUUGAUGACAUUAUUGUAUUAACAAAAGAUAUACAAGAAGGAGACACUUUAAAUGCAAUAGCCCUUCAGUACUGCUGUACGGUAGCAGAUAUCAAGAGAGUUAACAAUCUCAUCAGUGAUCAAGACUUUUUUGCUCUUAGGUCCAUCAAAAUUCCAGUUAAAAAGUUUAGUUCAUUGACUGAAACAUUGUAUCCUCCAAAAGGAAGACAGGCUUCACAUCCAUGUGUUCAAUAUGCUCCAGAACAACAGGAAAUUUUGCCAGCUUAUGAUUCUCUUUGUUCCAGUGAGUCAGCUGGUAGCUUUUUAAAAGAAGUAGACAGAGACAUAGAACAAAUAGUGAAGUGUACAGACACUAAGAAAGAGAACCUUAAUGAAGUAGUGUCUGCUCUAACAGCCCAACAAAUCCGUUUUGAACCUGAUAAUAAAAACACUCAACGUAAGGAUCCCUAUUAUGGAGCAGACUGGGGAAUAGGUUGGUGGACAGCUGUAGUGAUAAUGUUGAUAGUAGGUAUAAUAACACCAGUGUUUUAUUUGCUGUAUUAUGAAAUUUUAGCUAAAGUAGAUAUUAGUCACCAUUCAACAGUGGACUCUUCACAUUUGCAUUCAGGAAUCACACCCCCAUCACAGCAUAGAGAAAUGGAAAAUGGAAUUGCUGCAACUAAAGGAAUACACAUUGGACAACAAGAGGAUCAGAAACUACAUAAUCAAGAUUAUCAAUCACCUGUUGCUCAACACAAAACAUAGAAAUUGGCUGAUCAUCAUAAUGUUAGUAAUCACAUGUGCGUCUGGAAUGCAAGGAUUCAAUUAUCCCAACCACUUCAAAGGCAGA
Messenger RNA from Castor canadensis (American beaver), 1169 nucleotides. Lineage: Eukaryota; Metazoa; Chordata; Mammalia; Rodentia; Castoridae. The record is from RefSeq and is a predicted model, not a curated record.